CGCCAGCGGCUCCGUGGCCGACUCGGUCCCGCGGCUGGCGGAGCGGGCGCGCGCGUCGGGGGUCGCGCGGUGCCGAGUAGGGCGAGCGCGCGCCGGGAGGGAGUGGAGGCGUCGGGGGGCGGGUGUACGGCUCGCUGGCUCGCAAGAUGGCGGACGAGGACGGGGAAGGGAUUCACCCCUCAGCCCCUCACAGGAACGGAGGCGGCGGCGGCGGUGGGGGGUCUGGGCUCCACUGCACCGGGAACGGCGGCGGGGGCGGCGGCGGCCCGCGGGUGGUGCGCAUCGUCAAGUCCGAGUCCGGCUACGGCUUCAACGUGCGGGGCCAAGUGAGCGAGGGCGGGCAGCUGCGGAGCAUCAACGGCGAGCUGUACGCGCCGCUGCAGCAUGUGAGCGCCGUGCUGCCCGGGGGAGCGGCCGAUCGGGCCGGGGUGCGCAAGGGGGACCGCAUCCUGGAGGUGAACGGCGUGAAUGUUGAGGGGGCGACACACAAGCAGGUGGUGGACCUGAUCCGAGCAGGCGAGAAGGAGUUGAUCUUGACAGUGCUGUCUGUCCCUCCUCAUGAGGCAGAUAACCUAGAUCCCAGUGACGACUCGUUGGGACAAUCAUUUUAUGAUUACACAGAAAAGCAAGCAGUGCCCAUAUCGGUCCCCACAUACAAACAUGUGGAACAGAAUGGUGAGAAGUUUGUGGUAUACAAUGUUUACAUGGCAGGCAGGCAGCUGUGUUCUAAGCGGUACCGGGAGUUUGCCAUUCUCCACCAGAACCUGAAGAGAGAGUUUGCCAACUUCACAUUUCCUCGACUUCCAGGGAAGUGGCCUUUCUCAUUAUCAGAACAGCAAUUAGAUGCCCGACGUCGGGGGUUGGAAGAAUAUCUAGAAAAAGUAUGUUCAAUACGAGUCAUUGGUGAGAGCGACAUCAUGCAGGAAUUCCUAUCGGAAUCAGACGAGAACUACAAUGGUGUGUCCGAUGUUGAGCUGAGAGUAGCAUUGCCAGAUGGAACAACAGUGACAGUCAGGGUCAAAAAGAACAGUACUACAGACCAAGUGUAUCAGGCUAUUGCAGCAAAGGUUGGCAUGGACAGCACAACAGUGAAUUACUUUGCCUUAUUUGAGGUGAUCAAUCAUUCCUUUGUGCGCAAGCUGGCACCUAAUGAAUUUCCUCAUAAACUUUACGUCCAGAACUAUACAUCGGCCGUGCCCGGCACCUGCCUGACCAUUCGGAAGUGGCUUUUUACAACAGAAGAAGAAAUCCUCUUAAAUGACAAUGACCUUGCUGUUACAUACUUCUUUCAUCAGGCUGUCGAUGAUGUCAAGAAAGGUUACAUCAAAGCAGAAGAAAAGUCCUACCAAUUACAGAAGUUGUACGAACAGAGGAAAAUGGUCAUGUACCUCAACAUGCUAAGGACUUGUGAGGGCUACAAUGAAAUCAUCUUCCCCCACUGUGCCUGUGACUCCCGAAGGAAGGGACACGUUAUCACGGCCAUCAGCAUCACGCACUUUAAGCUGCAUGCCUGCACUGAGGAGGGACAGCUGGAGAACCAAGUGAUAGCAUUCGAAUGGGAUGAGAUGCAGCGAUGGGACACGGAUGAAGAAGGAAUGGCCUUCUGUUUUGAAUACGCACGGGGAGAGAAGAAGCCGCGAUGGGUGAAGAUCUUCACACCAUAUUUCAAUUACAUGCACGAAUGCUUUGAGAGGGUGUUCUGCGAGCUCAAGUGGAGAAAAGAGAACAUUUUCCAGAUGACGAGGUCACAGCAGAGGGAUGUAGCCACCUAGCCUUUCCUUGUCCCCUGCCCUUCCCCUCGCCCUCAUUUUCUCAUUCCCUUCAGCUCCCGUGUCAGAGUAACCAUUAAC
Molecule: messenger RNA, 1850 nt
Organism: Ochotona princeps (American pika)
Lineage: Eukaryota; Metazoa; Chordata; Mammalia; Lagomorpha; Ochotonidae
Gene: SNX27
Product: sorting nexin 27
Exons: 12
Coding region: 147-1772 (541 amino acids)
Biological process (GO): intracellular protein transport; signal transduction
Cellular component (GO): early endosome
Molecular function (GO): protein binding; phosphatidylinositol-3-phosphate binding
Source: RefSeq, a predicted model, not a curated record